AUGGAUGAUGAUGUUUAUCAAGAUGAUUAUGAUGAUGGAGAUGAUGACAAAGAUGAGAAUGAUGUGGAUGAAGUUGAUGAUAAUUUGAAUAAUGAAGAUGAUGAUGAAAAUGAUGAUGAAGAUGAUGAUGAUGUGGAUGAUGAGGAAGAUCAUGAUGACGUAUUGGACGAUGAUGAUGAUGAUGAUGGUGAUUUGGAUGAUGAUGAUGAUGAUCAUGAUGAUUUGGAUGAUGAUCAUGAUGAAUAUGAUGAAGAUGAUGAUGUGGAUGUAGUUGAAUAUUAUUUGGAUGAUGAUGAUGAUUAUUUUAAUGAUGAUGAUGAUGAUGUGGAUUAUGAUGAUGAAGAUGAUGGUGAUGUGGAUGAUGAGGGUGAUGAUUUAUAUGAUUAUGAUUAUUUGUAUGAUGAUGAUGAUGUUGAUGAUUUAGAAGAAGAUUAUGAUUUCGAUGAUGAUGAUGAUGAUAAUGAAGAUGAUGAUGGUGAUGAUGGAGAUGAUGACGAAGAUGAGGAUGAUGUGGAUGAUGUAGAUGAUAAUUUGAAUGAUGACGAUGAUGAUGCAGAUAAUGAUGUUGUGGAUGAUGGGGCCGAUGAUGAUUAUAAUGGUGAUGAUGAUAAUUUGGAUGAUGAUGAUGUUGAUGUUGAUUUGGAUGAUGAUGAUGAUGAUGAUGUGAAUGUUGAUGAUUUAGAUGAAAAUGACGAUAAUGUGGAUGAUGAUGAUGUUGAUGAUAAUUUGGAUGAUGAUUAUGAUUAUUUGGAUAAUGAUGAUGAUGAUUUGGAUGAUGAUUAUGAUGAAGUGAAUGAUGAUGAUUUGUAA
Schistosoma rodhaini is the source of this 810-nucleotide messenger RNA. NCBI's taxonomy places the organism in Eukaryota, Metazoa, Platyhelminthes, Trematoda, Strigeidida, Schistosomatidae. The record is from the annotation of a GenBank genome assembly.